This is a messenger RNA of Chenopodium quinoa (quinoa), 1311 nucleotides long. RefSeq names its product protein ALP1-like. The transcript has 3 exons. Bases 1 to 1311 code for a protein of 436 amino acids. The record is from RefSeq and is a predicted model, not a curated record. NCBI's taxonomy places the organism in Eukaryota, Viridiplantae, Streptophyta, Magnoliopsida, Caryophyllales, Amaranthaceae.
AUGAAGGAAUUCGCUACAAUUCGCAAAAGGGAGGCCAUUCUGAAGGAAGAGAGGAUCAAAAUUGAAAAGGAUAAGGAACAGAGGAAACGGGAGGAACUUGACAUUUAUAAGAUGAAAACCAUGUUUGAUAUGCUGCAAACUCUGAAGAAUUCGCCUACGCCACUCACUCUUGUAGAAGAGGCGUACAAGAAUUUUUUUACUGGACCAUCAUCAAGUUCAAGUUCAAGUUCAUCUUCUUCAAAUACUGAAGAAUAUGAUCAACUCGUUGAUGAACUCUUCACAUACCAACCCCCAUCUUUUCUCAUGCCCCAAACACAAUCCCAACCCACUACAAAAACACCCAAAGGGGGUGCGAAUAGAAGAGAUAGGGAAAUGGGACAUGCCAGGGAUGCAGCUGGAAGGUUAGGCUUAUCACCUCUGCAAAAAUGUACAGCCGCAAAAAGAAUGUUAGCCUACGGCAUGGCUGCAGACACCGUGGAUGAAUACGUUCGAAUCAGUCAGUCAACCGCUCGAGUUGCCCUUCAAUGUUUUUGUGCCGGGGUCAUUGAUCAGUUCAGAACCGAGUACCUGCGAAACCCUACAACUGAUGAUUUGGCCCGGAUACUGCAUCAAAAUGAACUGCGUGGUUUUCCAAGCAUGAUAGGCAGCAUUGAUUGCAUGCAUUGGGAAUGGAAGAACUGUCCAACGGCUUGGAAAGCGCAGUACGCCGGUAGGAACAAGAAAGCAACGCUAAUACUGGAAGCCGUUGCGGAUCAGGAUUUAUGGAUAUGGCAUUCCUUCUUUGGUAUUCCCGGAUCUUAUAAUGAUCUUAAUGUGUUGUACCGUUCACCAGUGUUCGAUGAGGUUCUGCAUGGUCGAGUUCCUCCGGUAAACUUUACAGUUAACGGCCAUGAAUACAACAUGGCUUAUUACUUAGCCGACGACAUUUAUCCGAAGUGGGCAACUUUUAUUCAGGGCAUCACAUACCCUCAACUUCAGAAGGAUAAAAUGUUCGCUGACCACCAGGCUGCUGCUCGGAAGGACGUUGAAAGAGCUUUCGGUGUUUUGCAAGCUCGAUUUGCAAUAAUACGAAAACCGUCACUGGCGUACGAUGAGGACAUACUGCGGGACAUAAUGAAAGAAUGUAUCAUUAUGCACAACAUGAUUAUUGUUGAAGAUGAGCGCCACAACUACACUCGAGGCGAAGUUCUAAGAAGCUUCUACGAAGCAGAUCAACAAGAAUUAACACCAGCAUCAACGUCUACAACGCCAUUGUUUGAAUUCAACGUAGGCCGACCUACCAACUUUGACUUUAACUCAUUUCUACAAUGA